Messenger RNA from Doryrhamphus excisus (bluestripe pipefish), 2033 nucleotides. The record is from RefSeq and is a predicted model, not a curated record. Lineage: Eukaryota; Metazoa; Chordata; Actinopteri; Syngnathiformes; Syngnathidae.
AGGUAACGGCAAUGCACACCAGAAGUUGCUUGUCAACCGCCAAUAAAAACAAAGACGAGGAGGACGUGAUUUCAUCAAUCCAGCAGGUGGCGGUAAAGCACUAAAUAGCUGGUUUGCCAACCGUCAAAGAAACAACAAUGAAGAAGAAGAAGCUGCAGAAGAAGAACUUGACCGGGAAUACAACAUUUGAAUAUUACAGCGGAAAAACACAACUCGAAGUCUGUACAUAGAUGCAGACUCAGGCGCCGAGCCGGACAUCAACUGUCGCCGCCAUAUUGUCGAAAGGCACUUUAUGAAAAAAAAUGAGUGACCUGGAGUGUAUCAGCCGCCACAUUUAUGACAAGAUUUCAUCCAUUCAACGCUUGUUGGAUUUGUCAGAUGUGCCUCAAGAUAAAAUUAAAACACUUGGACAAGAAAUUAUUUCGCUCGAGAUUCUUCUGGAAGAGUUUGAAACAACUGUUGGCUGUCAGAAAGACCAGUUGAAUCAAUUGAAGGAACUGGAAGAAUUAUUCCAAAAUCAUGUCGAGAUUCUCCAGCACCUCAAGGACAAUGUACCUGCUCAUAUGCCCAAGGAAAAAGCACCUGAAAUAGAGAAAGAGCCUUCUCCCAACCAGGAUCAGGUACCAAAUGUGGAACCCAUCCAUCACAACAUUGCCAAAAACAUCAAGUGUUAUGUCAGAGAGAUGGAGUUUAUCACUACGGCUGAGUUUGAAAGCAUCCCGCAGUACAUGAAAGGACGAGUGUCAUACAGUCAAAUCAAUGCAGCAGUGCAGAGCAUUAAUACAGCCAUUGCAGCAAAGUAUAAAAUCAUCCACCAGCCUGUGAAAACACUGAAGAACCAUGCACGCAAGCUGCUCCAGCGCUUCAAGGAUCAGGAAACUAAGGAAACCAAAGGUCAGUACUUUGUGGUGGAAGAGGACUUACGUGAAUUCACCCAAAUGAAGGUGGACAAGCGGCUUCAGGGAAUAUUUAACAUGUUGCGACACUGCCAGCGCUUACGGGAGCAGCGAGGAGGACGUGUCACCCGUUACGUGUUGUUAUAAAUGCAUUUUAAAAAGCAGAUGGAUUCUGAUUUCUAGUCUAUUUUUGGUGGUGGUGUUGCUGUCCAUUAAUAAUCAACUGACGGCCUGCUAGCCAAAUCUGUCCUCCGUGUGAUGUUAGACCUGGCCCACAAAUGCAGUGUAUUUUUGCUGCAGAUUGCUUAAAGCGCUGUCAUUCUGAGAAGGUGUGUGGCCAUUUGUCCCUUACAGGUUUUUUGGCAUGCACCACAUUCUAAAAUUCAAUUAAACAAGACAGCAACCAGCCUGGAGAAAGUCGGCUGGGAAAAAUGACCACCCGGUAAUUAUCUGUCAAACUAUCCAGAGAUGGCAUGACUCGCAUCAGCAUCUCAGCAAUGUGUCUAACAAGACGUAACAGAUCCAAUGUUGCCGUCAUGACAAGAUCCCACCUGAGAUGUUGACCACAUGGCACAGCGAAGGGGGCGCCAGCAUGAUCCUUCGAUGGACCCAUAGAGAUUCAACGUCAAACGGUAGCGGGCGAUGUUAUCAUCACUGUACAUGUUAAUACAUGACCACAGCGUGUAUAUCAGACCAUUCAACUUUGUUUUUUUACAGGGCUUCAUAGGUGUAUCCCAAUGACAGCAUUGUAAGCUAGCUCAAGUUAACUCGUUUUCUCAUGUUAUAAUGCACAGUAAGAAAUAUGUGUUCAUGUUUCACAUAAGGAUUGUGAAUGAUGGGAAAAAUUCAGAAAAAGUGCACUUCCCCUUUUAAGGUGUAUUCGGAAUGUUGUGGAGUAAAAAAAAAAAACUUUAACUCCAAAUGGUUCAAGGACAGCUUUGUUACUUUGGGUGCAAAAAUCAAUUCCAGGACCCUAAGGAGUUAACAUUUCAAACAUUUAGUGAAAUAAAUGGUGACUGAUAUAAUUAUUUUUAAUUGUAUUCCAUUCUUAUUCAGCUUUGCUACUUUGCAAACACAAAGGAGAGACCACAACUUACAGUGGAACAAUUCCAAACAAAUUUAUUAGCAGAAGGUAAG